UUCCGUUUUCCGUAUCCUCUGUGUAGAUUUGCAGAAGAAAAGAAGAGAAACUCUCAAAGCCUUUAAUUAUCAAUCUUCCCUUUCUCUCUUCAACAGUUUGCAGCAAACAUGGUGUACCCAAGUGAUCAAUCAAGGGAAGCAUCUCCACAGAGGAAAACUGGUAGGGGAAAGAUCGAGAUCAAGCGGAUCGAAAACACCACAAAUCGCCAAGUUACCUUCUGCAAGAGGAGAAAUGGUUUACUCAAAAAGGCCUAUGAAUUAUCAGUUCUUUGUGAUGCAGAAGUUGCCCUGGUUGUCUUCUCCAGCCGCGGCCGCCUCUAUGAGUAUGCCAACAAUAGUGUGAGAGGAACAAUUGAGAGGUACAAGAAGGCAUGUGCAGAUACCUCCAAUAGUGGUUCGGUUGCUGAAGCUAAUGCUCAAUUCUACCAACAAGAAGCUGCGAAAUUGCGCCUGCAAAUCUUGAGCUUGCAAAAUACAAACAGGAACAUGCUAGGUGAGUCAUUGAGUUCAUUGACCAUGAAGGAACUUAAAAGCUUGGAGGGUCGCUUGGAGAGAGGAAUCAGCAGAAUCCGUUCCAAAAAGAAUGAGCUGCUGUUUGCAGAAAUCGAGUAUAUGCAGAAGAGGGAAAUUGACUUGCAUAAUAACAACCAACUCCUCCAAGCAAAGAUAGCUGAGAAUGAGAGGAAGCAGCAUAACAUCAAUUUGAUGCCUGGAGAAGCUAACUGUGAGAUCAUGCAUCCACAGCCAUUCGAUUCCCGAAACUACUUUCAAGUGAAUGCAUUACAACCUCCCAAUGAGUACUCCCACCAGGACCAGAUGGCUCUUCAGUUAGGGUAAAGAAUUAGCACCUUCCGUCAUGUCUGUUUAACGUGGAGUGCAUUAGUAUGUGCUGUAGUAUUUUCAUCAGAAGAAAGCGACAGGUAUGCUACAUAAGGCAGGAAGCACUUUCCUCUUGCAGAGGAUCAAGGUAGAUUGUUCUAAGACUGAUAAUUAAGUUUGUUUAUCUGAUAUGAAUUUUAUAUUUAAUAAUUUUUAUGUUUAGUGUGUGAGGUGAAGUUCCUGUGUGAUUAACCUUGAUGACGUGUGAUAUAGCUUCUCCAUGUAGUAAUAUAAGCUUGCAUGCUUG
This is a messenger RNA of Rubroshorea leprosula, 1126 nucleotides long. The record is from the annotation of a GenBank genome assembly. Lineage: Eukaryota; Viridiplantae; Streptophyta; Magnoliopsida; Malvales; Dipterocarpaceae.